CCAAGGCUGAGGCUGCUACAUCAGAAUCAGAACCUCACACUACAGCCAUUGUUACAUCUCUCUCUCUCUCUCUCUCUCUCUCAACAACGCCAUUGCCAUGUCUUUCCUUUCCAAUUCGAAGCUUCUCCGAUGGAAACCCUCUCUUCAUCCUUUCAUUCCCAAACCCUCCCUCCCCUUCUCCGCCUCCACCGCCGAACAUCUCUCCGAUCCUGACCCCGAUCCAAGAGAAACUACCAUUUCCACCCAAGAGAAAAAACCACCUCUUCCCGAACCUGAAAAACGCACCGUUUCGAACAAGGACAAACUCGAGGUUGUUAUCUGCAGGAUGAUGGCGAACCGGGCCUGGACCACCCGGUUGCAGAACUCGAUCCGUUCCAUGGUUCCCCGGUUCGACCCGUCCCUCGUUUGGAACGUUCUUCACGGCGCCAAGAGCCCCGAGCAUGCCCUUCAGUUCUACCGUUGGGUGGAGCGUGCGGGUUUGUUCAACCAUGACAGGGACACCACUCUCAAGAUGAUUCAAAUCUUGGGUCGUUACUCGAAGCUCAACCAUGCACGUUGCAUUGUUCUCGACAUGCCCAAAAAGGGCGUUGCUUUGGACGAGGACGUGUUCGUUGCCUUGAUUGAUGGCUACGGUAGAGCUGGGAUUGUUCAGGAAGCUGUUAAGAUCUUCCAGAAGAUGAAGGAAUUGGGCGUUGAACGAACAGUGAAAUCUUAUGAUGCUUUGUUCAAGGUUAUUCUAAGGCGUGGACGCUAUAUGAUGGCUAAAAGGUAUUACAAUUCAAUGUUGAGGGAGGAGGGUGUAGAGCCCACCAGGCAUACGUAUAAUAUACUGCUUUGGGGUAUGUUUUUGUCUUUGAGAUUAGACACUGCUAUUCGUUUGUAUGAAGAUAUGAAAAGUAGAGAUAUUUUGCCUGAUGUUGUCACUUAUAAUACUUUGAUUAAUGGGUAUUAUCGGUUUAAGAAGGUGGAGGAGGCUGAGAAAUUGUUUGUAGAGAUGAAGGGGAGGAAUAUUGCGCCUAAUGUUAUUAGUUAUACUACUAUGUUAAAAGGGUAUGUUGCCGUAGGCCAAAUUGAUGGUGCACUGAAGGUUUUUGAGGAGAUGAAGUCUUGCGGUAUUAAACCAAAUGCUGUUACCUUCUCUACCUUGUUGCCCGGGCUUUGUGACGCGGAUAAAAUGGCUGAAGCUCGAAAUGUUUUGGGGGAGAUGGUGGAGAGAUAUAUUGCCCCUAAGGAUAAUGCCAUUUUCAUGAAGCUGCUAAAUUGCCAGUGUAAGUCUGGUGACUUGGAUGCAGCUGCGGAUGUGCUGAAAGCAAUGAUACGUUUGAGCAUUCCCACUGAGGCUGGUCACUAUGGCGUCCUGAUUGAGAAUUUCUGCAAGGCCAAUGUGUAUGACAAGGCAGAGAAAUUGUUAGACAAGUUAAUCGAGAAGGGCAUCAUCUUGAGGCCACAUAAUUCUUUUGAAAUUGAACCUAGUGCUUAUAACCCAAUGAUUCAGUAUCUGUGUGAUAAUGGGCAGACAGUUAAAGCAGAAACGUUUUUCCGUCAGUUAAUGAAAAAGGGUGUACAGGAUUCAGUUGCUUUUAAUAAUUUGAUCCGUGGACACUCAAAAGAAGGCAAACCUGAUUCUGCUUUUGAGAUUAUAAAGAUCAUGUGUAGGAGAGGGGUUCCUAGAGAUGCAGAUUCCUACAAAUUGCUUAUUGAGAGUUACUUGAGAAAAGGAGAGCCAGCUGAUACUAAAACAGCUUUGGAUAGCAUGCUAGAAAGUGGGCAUCUACCAGAAUCAUCUCUUUACAGGUCCAUUAUAGAGAGUUUGUUUGAAGAUGGAAGGGUCCAAACCGCAAGCAGAGUAAUGAAGAGUAUGGUGGAAAAGGGGGUGAAGGAGAAUAUGGACUUGGUUUCUAAGAUAUUGGAGGCCCUUCUCAUGAGAGGUCAUGUUGAAGAAGCUUUGGGCCGAAUUGAUUUACUUAUGCUUAAUGGGUGUGAGCCUGAUUUAGACCACCUUUUAUCUAUUCUAUGUGAGAAAGAAAAGACAAUUGCUGCUCUCAAACUUUUAGAUUUUGUUCUUGAGAGAGAGUGUAUCAUAAGUUUUCCAAUCUAUGAUAAGGUUUUAGAUGCCCUCUUAGCAGCAGGGAAGACCCUCAAUGCAUAUUCCAUCUUAUGUAAAAUUCUGGAGAAAAGAGGUGCAACAGAUUGGAACAGCCGUGAUGAGCUGAUCAAGAGCCUUAAUCAGGAGGGGAACACAAAGCAAGCAGAUGUUUUGUCAAGAAUGAUCAAAGGAAAAGAAGGAAGUCCCCUAAAGAGAGAAGGAAAGAAGAAAGCUACUGGAGCUACAUAAUUUGUUCUCUCCAUUUUUCUUUUUGCGUUUUAGAGGUGAGAAAAAUUCCUAGGUUUUGGCUCGGUUGUAAUAAGUUGUUAUAUGAGGAAGAGAAUUCAUGAAUUGUUCUUUAUUUUAAAUGCAAAAUUGCAAUUUCAUCUGACUGACUCCAACAUUCUUCAUUUUUUAUCAGAGAUAUGUUAUGACUCACAUUACAUAUUGUUAUUAUUAUCAUCAUCAUCAUCAUCAUCAUCAUCAUCAUUCUACUCCUGUCAAGGUCUCCAAUUGGGUUUUUUAUAUUUAACUCGAUUCUUUGGAAUGAUGUAACUGUGAGGAGUGUGAACUGAACUAGGGUUUUCAAUCAAACUUUGCAAGAGUUUACCAGAAUUGUGAAUCUUUUAAUUUCUCUUUCAUUUUGCUUUCCCAAAUUGCUGUUUCCCCAUGCAAAAAAUACAAGGUGUUGAAUCCAUCUGACUUCCAAGAACUGCCAUAAUCAGCCAUUCCUGCUGAGUGCUAACAAGGCAACCACCAGGCAACUAGCACCAUAUCUGGUCUUAGCAUAAGUCUAGUGUUGUACUGGGCAUUUGGGGUGCUGCUUGUUAUGCUGACUAUGAGAUUGUAAGAUCCGCCACUUCCCAGAAUCUGCUACACCCUUGGAGAGUGAGACACAGCAUUGUUCCCUUUUUCUGUCUUACUUUCUACAGCUACUGGACUUGGUCAUGGCUGUUCAUAAAUGGUGUUCCUUAUGCGAGGUUUGGAGGAGCUAUUUUUUGCUUUCCCAAUUGAAUGCUCUCUACCCUGGAUGUUGGUGGAUUGUGUAUUUGAGUCACUGAAUUCUGGUCUUCUUGAGUGAUGCCAUUCAACAUCUAUAAUGAUUCAGCUCAGCAAGCCUGCCUUGGUGUUGCUAAAGCAGAGGUUUCUAUAUGAUGAAAUUGAAGCUGAGGUCAUAUCAAGUAGCUGAGCCAAUUCUGGUGUUAAUACAAUAAGAUUUUCAGCUCUGAUUACUAGUUUCGUAUCAUGUGCUUUCUCCAUUGGUCAACUGUUUUCUGCUUACCUUUUUUUGACAGUUUCAUGCCAGAAUCAUGCAGUGAAUUGCUUGGUCCUUCAUUCCUCUUUGCGUCAGACUCAGACAAUGCAGAAAAAUGUGCUGUGCAGCCUAUAGUGGAGGUUAAUGGAUUACACUAUCACAAUGUUUCUCUCCCAUGAUUUGAUUUGGUGAAUUAAAGUGUAAGCUGGGUGUAUCCGACCUGCUGAACAAUUUUUGGAUAUCAACUUUCACUAAAAUUACUCAAGAUGGGGCGGAGAGGGGGGAAGUUUGGGAAACACUUUUGCACAAGUAUUAUGCUCUUAGAUACAUCCUUCACCCCUUCUCUGCAGGAUUUGAAACCCUUGACCAAAGCCCUGCUUAAAGUGAAAAGCUUAAUUGCUUUAUUACAUUUUUUUAACAUGUACCAGGGUGUUACCAACUCAAACCUCAUUAUCGUCAGAGUGAUCUGGGAAUCAUGGGGCUUACUACAACUUAAGGAAGUACCACAAAACAGAUGUCGUUGUGUACUACUAUACAGCUGAAAUAAGUUGUUAAAAUAUUCUUCCUCUAGAAUUUAAUUUCACACUGAUUAUCAGUUAGUUUCAUCAAAAUCUUCCCAAAAGUUGCUGUGAAGAAAGAUAUCUCUGCAGUAGCUUUAGUAUUCAAUAUUUUGUUUUAGGGUAACUCCAUUCUUUUCAUCUAUAAAAUUCUUGUAGAAACUUCUGGUGUCUAGCAUGAAAAGCUGGUUUUGUCAUCACCAACGCUGCAUCCUGCAAGAAGCUAGAGAUUGUUUAAGAAAAUAAUUAUGGAUGUGAUG
Molecule: messenger RNA, 4158 nt
Organism: Gastrolobium bilobum
Lineage: Eukaryota; Viridiplantae; Streptophyta; Magnoliopsida; Fabales; Fabaceae
Product: large ribosomal subunit protein mL102 (rPPR5)
Exons: 4
Coding region: 98-2335 (745 amino acids)
Molecular function (GO): protein binding
Source: RefSeq, a predicted model, not a curated record